GGACGGGACGGGACGGGACGGGACGGGACGGGACAGGGCCGGCAGCCCGCCAACAUGGCGGACAGGGAGCCCAUCGCCUGCCCAUCUGAUGGAGUCCUGAGGAUGAGUCCGUAACGUCCCGUUCACUUCGGCGGCAACACACUGCAAUGUCCCAAACACAGGAUUACGAUUGCAGGAGUCAUAAUGCUGAGGGGCAGGACCCGAGGAGUUCCGCGUCGAGCACCAGGCUGGAAUGGGUCGAAAUCAUCGAGCCCCGGACGAGGGAACGCAUGUACGCCAACCUGAUUACCGGGGAGUGCGUCUGGGACCCGCCGGCCGGGGUGCGGAUCAAGCGCACCAGUGAGAACCAGUGGUGGGAACUCUUCGACCCCAACACGUCCCGUUUCUACUAUUACAAUGCCACCACCCAGAGGACCGUGUGGCACCGGCCGCAGAACUGCGACAUCAUCCCGCUGGCCAAGCUGCAGACCCUGAAGCAGAACACGGAAUCCCCCAGGGCCUCCACGGAGAACAGCCCCGGGCGCAGCAGCAACGUCAGCCGGGAAGGGAGCACCAGUUCCUCCCUGGAUCAGGAGUUGGAGGGCGGCGAAAAGGCCCAGGAGCAGCAGGCCAGAGGCAACCGCCAGUCCGUUCAGUUCGGGCCCAUGAAAGAAGAGGCGGAAAGUUCUUCACCACCAGGAGUAUUUAUUGAGAAAGACUAUGAGAUUUAUCGGGAUUACAAUGCGGAAGGCCAGCUUCUUCAUUACAGGACCUCGUCGCUGCGGUGGAACACGGGGACCAAGGAGCGAAUGCUGAUCAAGGUGACCGACCGGGAGCCGAGCUUCCUCCUGCACCAGGGGAACGGCUACCCGGCCGACGGCCAGCCGGGCCCCCGGUCGCGGAGGCCCUCGGGCGGCCAGCAGUCCCCCAGCCUGCAGACCUUCGCCUCCGAGCCGGACAACGGCUCCGUCUUCUUUCCCGAGAGGAAACCGUCGCCCUUCUUGAAGCGGGCGGAGCCCGCGGGCAGCUGCUCCCCGCUGCUGGGCCGCGGGGACGCCUUCUGCUCCCCGCUGCAGGCCCAGCCCCGGAAAGCGUCGAGCGAGUCCCAGCCCUCGUCGCCCCGCUACGCCUACGAGCCGCCCCUCUACGAGGAGCCCCCCGUGGAGUACCAGGCCCCCAUCUACGACGAGCCGCCCGUGGACAUGCAGUUCGAGGGCGGUGGGAACUUCCCGGCCGGCUCCCCGCAGAAGUCGCCCCUCCGCAAGCCCCACCCGUUCCUGCAGUCCCCCAAGCAGGCCUCCAACUCCCCUUACCAGCAGCUGGUGCUCACCAAACAGAAAUGCCCCGACCGGUUCAUGAGCCUGGAGUACAGCCCGGCGGGGAAGGAGUACGUCAGGCAGCUGGUCUACGUGGAGCAGUCCGGCUCCAGUCCCAAGCUCAGAACGGGCCUGCGGCACAGGUACUCCCCGAAUCCCGUCGGGGGCUCCUACUCCAUGCAGCACAGCCCCUGCCUCGUCCGGGACCAGCGCCUGGAGAUCAAGUCGGGCGACUACAGCAGCAUGGAGGGCCCGGAUUUCCGGCCCGCUCCGCCCGGCGGCCCGCUCUCGCACGCGGACGACUCCAUGUCCUGGGCCAGCCAGCAGGACAGCGGGUCUUCGACGGGCUACUCCCCCGGCACCAGGAAAAGGAAAAGCAGGAAGCCCUCCCUGUCCCAGGACCCCAACGCCUCGUCCACCGACGGCUCGGGGGAGCGAGACCUGCUCGGCGAGCAGCUCGGGGCCGACGAGCGGCCCCCGGCCGGCCCGAGCCGGCCCCCGAUGAGCCGCACGGAGAGCCGGGCCAUUGAGGCGGAGAUGGUCCGCGGCUUCCCCGAGCCCUUCCUGGCCCAGGCCCGGCUGGCCUGGGAGGCCCAGCAGGCCCACUACCACAUGAAGCAGCGGAGCAGCUGGGAUUCCCAGAAGGACGGCUCGGGCUACGAAAGCGACGGCGCCCUGCCCCUGCCGAUGCCCGGCCCCGUGGUCCGGGCCUUCAGCGAAGACGAGGCCUUGGCCCAGCAGGAGAGCAAGCACUGGAAGAGGAAUACCUUCGAGAAGCUGGGAUUCCCGCAGAUCCUGCUGGAGAAGAGCGUCUCCGUCCAGACCAACCUGGCGUCUCCGGAGCCCUACCUGCAUCCGUCUCAGUCAGAGGACCUCGGUGCCUGUGCCCAGUUUGAGAGCAGCAGACAGAACCGGAACAUGAUGCCCAGCGCCAGCUGUGUCUUCCCAACUUUCACCCUGCGCAAGCCGUCCUCGGAGACCGACAUCGAGAACUGGGCCUCCAAGCAUUUUAACAAACACACCCAAGGGCUGUUCCGGAGGAAAGUGUCCAUCGCCAACAUGCUGGCCUGGAGCAGCGACUCCAUCAAGAAACCGAUGAUCAUGACGAGCGACCGCAACGUGAAGAAGGAGGCCUGCGAGAUCUUCAAACUGAUCCAGAUGUACAUGGGGGACCGCCGGGCCAAGGCCGACCAGCUCAACGUGGCCCUGGAGAUUGCCACCAAAGGCUGGAGCAUGCAGGGCCUGAGAGACGAGCUGUACAUCCAGCUCUGCCGCCAGACGACGGAGAACUUUCGCUACGAGAGCCUGGCUCGGGGCUGGGAGCUCAUGGCCAUCUGCCUGGCUUUCUUCCCGCCGACCCCAAAGUUCCACUCCUACCUGGAAGGGUACAUCUACCGCCACAUGGAUCCGGUCAAUGACACCAAAGUGACUCAGCACAUAAAAGAGCUCCUGGAAAGGAACAAUAAGAAGAAAUCCAAAUUGAGAAAGAAACCAAAGCCCUAUAUUGAAGAGCGUGAUGGGGUAGCAAUAAGCACAUAUGCCAAGUAUUGUUACAACAAACUCCAGAAGGCAGCCCUGACGGGAGCAAAGAAGGGCCUGAAGAAGCCAAAUAUCGAGGAGAUCCGGCAUGCGAAGAACGCCGUGUUCAGCCCGUCCAUGUUUGGCAGCUCCCUGCAGGAGAUCAUGAACAUGCAGAAGGAGCGUUACCCCGACCGGCAGCUUCCUUGGGUGCAGACCAGGCUCUCGGAGGAGGUACUGGCUCUCAACGGUGACCAGACGGAGGGCAUCUUCAGGGUCCCCGGGGACAUCGAUGAGGUCAACGCCCUGAAACUACAGGUAGAUCAGUGGAAGAUCCCCACCGGCCUGGAAGACCCCCAUGUCCCCGCCUCCCUGCUGAAGCUGUGGUAUCGGGAGCUGGAGGAGCCCCUGAUUCCCCAUGAGUUCUACGAACAGUGCAUCACCCACUACGAGAACCCGGAGGCCGCCAUCGCCGUCAUCCACUCUCUACCCCGGAUCAAUAAAAUGGUGCUCUGCUACCUCAUCCGCUUCCUCCAGGUCUUCGUUCAGCCCGCCAACGUGGCCAUCACCAAGAUGGAUGUCAACAACCUGGCCAUGGUGAUGGCCCCCAACUGCCUCCGCUGCCAGUCGGACGACCCGCGGAUCAUCUUCGAGAACACCAGGAAGGAGAUGUCCUUCAUCCGAGUCCUCAUCCAGCACCUGGACACCAGCUUCAUGGAAGGGGUGCUAUAGCGAAAGAGGGGGCAGGCCCACGCCCCGCCCGCACCUCCUCCCCAACCGGCCCCCGACACCGCACAGAGACGUGGCACGGAGGAAAGGGACCGCGCCGGCCGGCCCGUCACCCCCGGCCCCCCGUUCAGCUCCGCCCCAGGGACGUCUCGCCCUUCCGGAUGCCCGUCCCGACUCCGGCUCCUCUCCCCAGGGGGUCGAGGCUGGUUGCCUGGGAUGAGCGCCCUGAGCCGACGAUCUCCUUUCUUCGCGCAUCUUGCCUCGGAAGGUCUCAUGGAUGGCAGCGUCUGUGCCGCAGCCUCCCGGCGCCCCACCUGAUGGGAAGACUUUCAGCCCUGGCGGGAAAGAGCCCGGCUUACGGGUAGAGGUGGGGCUGGGUUGAGUUCCCGGGGGCGCGGAGACCCCCCGGACUGGAUCUGGCAGGGAAGGGCUCGGGCUGGGGCCCCUCUCCGGGGCCUGCCAGGUGGUUCGGCCGCUAACGCUCCCAGACGCCUUCCGGCUUUAGCGGAGAGAAGCCGGUGCUCUGGAGACGAUCUCUCGGGGGACACUGAGCCUGUGGAGGAAGGGGGUGGGACCCGGGACGGGUGACGGAUGGCCUUCCGGAGUCCGGCGAGGGGGACGUUCAGGCCAGGACGCCGGACGCCCCCCUCCCGGGUGGCCGACGCUUGCUGCCGCCCGGCCACCGUGCGGGGUCUGUCGACCCCCCCCGGUUCAUUCCCCUCCGGAAAGCGUCGUGGUGUGGAAAGGGAGCGGGUGAGGUCUCCAGGCCCAGCUCCGGGUUUGCAGCAAGGGAAGGUGGGAGGGAAGCGGGAAGGGGAGGGGGGAGGGGCUGAGGGAAUGUAUUGACCACUGAAAUAAGCAUGACAGGUUAUAAACUCACGAUACCCACACGGGACAGUCGCCCCCCCCCCCCCCAG
Messenger RNA from Tachyglossus aculeatus (Australian echidna), 4459 nucleotides. RefSeq names its product Rho GTPase activating protein 39 (gene ARHGAP39). Gene Ontology annotation, biological process: signal transduction. The transcript is spliced from 12 exons. The record is from RefSeq and is a predicted model, not a curated record. NCBI's taxonomy places the organism in Eukaryota, Metazoa, Chordata, Mammalia, Monotremata, Tachyglossidae. The coding region runs from base 147 to 3545 and encodes 1132 amino acids. Gene Ontology annotation, cellular component: cytoskeleton; cytoplasm. Gene Ontology annotation, molecular function: GTPase activator activity; protein binding.